This is a messenger RNA of Prunus avium (sweet cherry), 839 nucleotides long. NCBI's taxonomy places the organism in Eukaryota, Viridiplantae, Streptophyta, Magnoliopsida, Rosales, Rosaceae. The record is from RefSeq and is a predicted model, not a curated record.
AUUUACGUCCGGGAAAAAAGCCCUUGGAUUGGGAUACAAGGAUGAAAAUUGCAGCAGGGGCAGCAAAAGGACUUGAAUACUUACAUGAACAAGCCAACCCCCCUGUGAUAUACCGCGAUUUCAAAGCUUCCAACAUUUUAUUGGAUGAGAACUUCAGUCCAAAGCUCUCUGAUUUUGGUCUGGCAAAGUUAGGCCCAACUGGGGAUAAGACUCAUGUAUCCACCAGGGUGAUGGGGACUUAUGGCUACUGUGCACCUGAAUAUGCACUGACAGGGCAGUUGACAACAAAAUCCGACAUUUACAGCUUUGGAGUUGUGUUUUUGGAGAUAAUCACAGGAAGAAGAGUUAUAGACAACAACAGACCAACGGAGGAGCAGAACUUAGUUACUUGGGCACAACCAUUAUUUAAAGACAGAAGGAAGUUUACAUUAAUGGCUGAUCCAUUGCUAGAAGACAAGUACCCUAUGAAGGGUCUUUACCAAGCUCUUGCUGUUGCAGCAAUGUGUCUCCAAGAGGAAGCUGCUACUAGACCUCUGAUCAGUGACGUUGUAACGGCGCUAGAGUAUUUAACCGUAGACAGCAUUGCUGAAACUGGUGAAAAUAAUGGUGAUGGAAAUGUUGAGAGUACUGAUGAUGGUGCUUUUGAGGGUGAGGAGGGUACACAACCAGACAGUACAAGGAGCCUAUGAGUGAAUGUUUCAUGAACUCUAUAUGAUCAUGUUGUCAGGACCAAAAAAUGAAAGAAAAGUUUGAUCAUCUUGUAGCUAGCUAGGCUGCUCUGUAAAAACAAACCCCAUGCCAUUGCCAUUGUUUUAAAAAAAAAUCACUUCUUUUGUCCA